Molecule: messenger RNA, 729 nt
Organism: Rotaria socialis
Lineage: Eukaryota; Metazoa; Rotifera; Eurotatoria; Philodinida; Philodinidae
Source: the annotation of a GenBank genome assembly
AUGAACAAAUCUCUUUCUAGCAGUGAAUCUUAUUGCGAAGAAAUAGUCGAUUCAGCUGCUAUGUGUAAAAGUGAACUAUUUGUUGAAUUGAUCGAUACAUGUCCAGCUGUAAUUAACUAUAUUACUACACCGUUAAAUGCUUUGAUUACUAACAGUGCCGAUAGUGAAUUGUUCACAAAUAUAAACAUACCUUUGGACAUUGGAAAUGUUUAUGCAUCAGUUAUAUAUGAUUGUUACGAUAAAGAUCUAUGUAAUAAUAAUAUAGUAGAGAAGCAAUAUAAAGAAUUCAUUGCAUUAAACUAUACGCAGUUGACUAUUAAAUUAGCUGAACUUCUAUACGAUGAUCAAAUCGUUACAAAACAACAAUCUAUUGAAUGUUACAAUCGAAAUAGAAAAAUAGAAAAACAUUCCAUCAAUGGAAAUUGUCAAGCAACUCUGGUUGUUCAACAAGGAAGAUCCGAUUUACUAAUUACAACUUACGUUUCUGAUAGGCGACCAGGUUCGAUAGCCGGUGUUACUCUCCAAUCGAAAUCUGUCGGUAAUGACUACCAAAAAACAAGUAUUUCUUAUAUUUGUAAUAGAAAUAGAUGUAACGACCCAAUUAUAAUGAAUCAAAUUCGUCAAAUUCUCGCUCAAUUCAAUCUAGUUAAUUCAAAUGUUAACAGCCUACAAUCUUUUUCCAGUGUGUUAUUCAUUGCCUGUAUGAUUACAAUUGUUUGGAAUCGUUGA